UCCAGCCCGCUUUUUCCAACCGCUUGGUUGCUAGGUGUUUUUUUAGCGUCCUAUCUGUGUACGGUUGCUAACUAAUGGCUAGUUGAACAAUAUGGUCAGCGAAGCCCAUGAGCCUUGUCUAUAAUGGAUUGUAAAAGUUGUAGUCGCGGACGAACACCUUGAAAGCGACAUACAGCCCAUAUUCACGAAUGUGUGCAAAAGGCAGAAUGCUCGAUGGAAAUACUAAAGAUAUUUAAUGAGUGGAUACUUGAAAGGUUUUGGUCACUCACAUGAGUUCCGGGGAGACAAACACGAUGGGGGACAUCCUGGCAACAGAAGCCGAUCUUCUAGGGAUAAUCAAAGAGUACCUUAAGUUUCAGGAAUUUGAAGAAACUGUUGACUGUUUUGACAAGGAGUGCAAAGGCAAAGGCAAGCUCAUCUCCAAACCUCACGUAAAUACCGUCAGAAACUCAAAGGUUCACAGCAUUCAGAAAGACCUUCUUAGUUCCUUUGAUGAUGGAGAUCCAAAAGUGUUCUUUGAACUGUGGACGGAGAACAUUCCCUCUGAGAUAAAAGACACAGACACCGAAGCCCAGAGCCUUGAGUUUUACCUUCACAUCCACUUCACUAUCUACCCACUGAGGAGGCACCCGGGGAGACACGACCGAGCUGAAUUUGAGGAGAGGAUUUCCCGCUUUAAACGCUACCUGGAGACUCGGGGAGCAGCACUGAGUCAGACAGCAAAGUUUCUCCCUUAUUACGCCUUGCCCUUCGUUCCCGACCCAACUGUCCACCCCUCCUUCAAAGACCUUUUCCAGGAUUCCUGGAUACCACAAUUGAAGGAUAAGCUGGAGCCAUUUCUGUCCGGGACCCUGAAGCCGUCCAACACCCCAAGGCUGCUGAGCUUAUAUAAGGAGGGAGGGAGUACUAAAGAGGCCAUGCAUCAGUUGCACCUCCAUAUGAUCGAAUCGGACCGGCGCAUCGCAAGCUACGUGCGCAAGUUACACAAGAUGCAGGCCGACUAUCACAACCAUGGAAUCAGCGCCGAGCUGGUCGACUCUUUGGAGGCCACAGUCAGUGGAAAAAUGAUCUCCCCCGAGUACCUGCAGAGUGUGUUUGUUCGCCUGUUCAGCAGCCAGAUGAGACAGAGUGCGGUGCAGAGCACUGACUUCACCAGACCUGGCACCGGAUAUUACUCUAUGAGUCCCUUUGACGAUGGCUAUGCCUCCUCCAUGCUACGAGCAUCCAUUGCGCCACAGAAGUCCAGGGAGGUGCCAAUGCUGCCCUCGCUGGACUACGAGAAGCUGAAGAAAGACCUGGUCCAGGGCCCAGACCGACUCAAGUGCCUGCUGCUCCAGGCGCUGCGCUGGAGACUGACUCGCUCGCUCCCCGGUGAACAGAGAGACACAGUACUUCAGGCCUUCAUCAGCAACGACCUGCUGGAGCGCUACAGCACAAAACAAAAAACUUUGCUUCAAUUGAUGAGAUCGAAGAACGAGAUUGUCCGGCAAUACAUGGCUCGUCUCAUCAAUGCGUUUGCUUCCUUAGCAGAAGGCCGGGUUUACCUCUCCCAAAUCCCCGUUCUUCUAAAACCUCUAAUGGAGGCGCUCAGGACGGAGGAAAAAGACUCUCUGACGAGAGAGAAUGUGCUGGUGGCCCUGCAGAAGCUCAGCCUCAGGAGGAGCCAGCAGACUGCCAUGAUAGCAGCCAAUCUGAUUGACUGGCUGGUGGAUGAGCUGCAGGACUCAGACUGCCUGAGUGACUACACCCUGCAGUAUGCUGCCGCUCUGCUCCUGAACCUGUGUCUGCGGACAAAAGGAAAAAGGAAGUGUGCAGAAAAUGCCAGGCAUGUGUUAAAGGUUCUAACUGACGUCCUUGGACAUGAGAACCACGAGAUUCGACCAUAUGUGAACGGAGCUCUGUACAGUAUUCUGUGUAUACCGUCUGUGCGACAGGAAGCAAAAGAGAUGAGUGUGGAGGAGAUUCUCCACUGCUACAGCAAGGAGGAGAACCCAGACCUCAACAGACAGAUCGGUUUCAUCAUUAAACAGCUAAACUCAGCGGAUGAAGAGGGACCAGAGUCAGAUGAUGAGGAAGAUGAGGACGACGAUGAUGAAGACCUAACGGAGCCAGACCUCGAUGCAGAAGAAGUCCUCCAACCACAGCCCAGGGAAGCGUCUGGGGAGAGUCUGCUAACUACAGAGUACCUGGGAAUUAUGACCAACUUGGGGAAAGUGAAGAGGAAGUCAACCCCUCUGUCCCAACAGAGUGCCGAUGAACCCCUACAACGGCCCGUCACGCCGAGCUCUCACCGCCAUUUCAACGUUGUGGAUUAUCGGUCCGACGGUCCAGCGGUUGAGCGUAACAGGGACAGGGAAUUCCCCUUCAGCGGACAGAAGAGCGAGGAAGGAACCCUGCCUCCUUCUCGAUACUACUCCCGACCUCCUACGCGCUCCGGCAGUCGCCCCAGCACUGCUGACUCCCUACGCCACAGUGUCGACUCAGAGUGCGGCCGGUUGUCCCAGGAGUCAGAGUUGGACGGGCCAUUCGAAGGGCAAUCCAGAAAAAGUUGUUCCCAGGAGGAACACAACGGACAGUCGGCCAGUGAUUAUCUUCCUGCAUUCACAAGCCAGCCCAAGACUCCCCGCACACCCGACGCGGCACCCGGCCAGAGCGUGGGCGCUCACCGGGCUCGAGGCCCGCCGCUGGCCCCCCAGUUCUCCCACUCGGAGCCUCAGCAGAGCAGCCGGCCGGGCUCCGCGAGCGCCACGGGUGAAAGGGGACAACGAAGUGGAACCCUCCCUCCUUCAGGCAGCCCGUCAAACCGGAGGUGAAGAGGGAGCUAUCCCCAUGGAAGAGCGCUAUCUUCCCGGGGGCAUCUAGCUUCCUGUAACAUCAUCCGCUGACGUUGUGAACAGGGUCAGGGCGACAGAGAUGGUCGAGGAUCAGCAGCAGCGAGAAGGGGCUCAAACAAUGCAAAGCAUUGUACCCCCCAUUUGGCUUCAGCACAGACUUUUCCUGGAACAUGAUAUGGACAAUAACCACAACCGCCAGCCGUCCAACCAACAUCCUCCAGCUAUAAAGAAAAAAGACAAGAAGCGUGUAAUUUAACUUGGCAGAAUGUGUUAAGUGUUAGGGGAUAAAUCCACAAUAUUUUUAUUUAUGUCAAAAUGUUUUUCCCUGGUUUUACUCAUGAAGGAAUGGUUCAGGUUUUCUGACAGAACUAGACAGAGAGAUUUUCUGUUAAUAUCCCAUAGGAUAUUGCAUUGGAAAUCGUGAAGGGAAACAACUCUUUUGUCUUUGAAUUUAUUGUACAGAUAUUAAAACAUUGUUUUUUUAGUUGUCAUCUUGAUUAAAUGAAUCGGAAAUCUUAGCUUUUCACUACGUACUGUAUAUUUAUAAUUUUGACUAGUUGAAAAUAUCAAUCCACAUGAACGAAUAAUUGUACAGGCUUUGCUUCAAAUAUAAGGCAUCAUUUCAUAUCAGAGUUGCUGCUCUUGUUUAACUUAUGCUUCAGGAUGUGCUUGGAGAAAGACGUGUCGUCUGUUUUUUGUUGUUGUUUGUAAUAUUUAAAAGUGUUUAUUGUUAUUACAGAAAUCCCUACAUCAGACUAAAAACAACUUUGUGAACGUUUUCCAGCAGUAAACUUGUACCGGUGCAUUUCUGUUAUCAAGCAAUUUGAUAGUAAUUCAUUUUGGUACGGUUUGUUGUUUUAAAUGUGACAUGUUUUUUCUUGGUUGUUUGAAUUUCUCAACUCGUUAACCCUUGCUGAUGCAGUUUGAGCUCGGUGCUACAUCCCGAUUGGCUACCGUUCAGAGCUGCACCGCAAUCUUGGAUCAUAAAACACUUCCUGUUGCGCAAUUACUGCCUGUUGUGUUGUGACCACCCAGGGUUACAUGCUCGUAAGAGAUUGCUGCUCUCAUGUCAUUUUGUAAACUGAAAGCUAUGUCGCACUCUGCAACUCACCUCCCAAAUGUUCUGACAUGCUGGAGUUUUCAAUUAAAAUCCGCAUGAAUAGUGAUCAUCAAGACAUAGUGUAAGAUCUGCUCCAAGACCAUUGCCACUGGGUACAAGCUAGCCAGUUCACCCAACUCUUCAUGGACGACAUGGACGGUGAAGCCCCUUCACGAGGAACCGUUGGAUCCGUGCAAGGCAAAAAAACAAACCGGUGUUCAUUCUCAGCACACAGAUGCAAUGCAGUUAGUGGUCUGUGUGGAACCAGGAAAUAUUUUCACGGUGAGGAGAUAUUGGUGGGCUUUGCUGCGGCAACUUUGCGUCUCUGCUUUCAGUUUGGCAAUCAUUGAUGAAAGUCAGAAAAGGUGAAAUCAAUGAAUGAGAAAGGUGUGUCAAAAAAGAAGAGGCAAAUCGUGUAAUACUAUCGACUUUAACCUGGUUCCACACUCUUCAAAGAGAGCUUUUUUAGACGCCCGCUAUUCUACUAUUUUCUCAAAAACGGGCAGUGCAAGUGCUGUGGGUGAAUGGGAGGUUUCCAAAGUACUCAAAUUUGUUUACCCAAGGGGUGUUGCAUGAGUGACUGAUUGCAACGUAACCUUCCGCUCCGUGGGUGACGGCAGUGCUGACCCUCAAAUAUUGGUGUGAAUAAUAAAGAGAAUGAUUGACCAAUUCCA
Messenger RNA from Gasterosteus aculeatus aculeatus (three-spined stickleback), 4607 nucleotides. It is a transcript of the gene armc9, whose product is annotated as armadillo repeat containing 9. Gene Ontology annotation, cellular component: ciliary tip; centriole; ciliary basal body. The record is from RefSeq and is a predicted model, not a curated record. Gene Ontology annotation, biological process: cilium assembly. Lineage: Eukaryota; Metazoa; Chordata; Actinopteri; Perciformes; Gasterosteidae. Gene Ontology annotation, molecular function: protein binding.